GACAACUGGCGGUAAAAAGAGCAACAACAACCACUUGUAGUCAAUCAGAAACAUUAAUUUUCCAAGAAAGUGAAAUAUUUCCUGGCAUGGUAACGUGGUUUGAACGAUGCAUAAAUGGAAGGCCAAAAUUAGAAGCCUUAGAGCUCUAGGCACCAACACGACAACGCAAGAUGAAUUGACUGCAGUAGGCCUAAGUGGUGUUGUUCUCCGGGAUUACCAAAUUGCUGGCGUAAAUUGGUUGCUGUCUUGUUUAGGUACAAGUGGCCAACAUGGGUGUAUCUUGGGAGAUGAAAUGGGGCUUGGGAAAACAGUACAGACACUUUCCUUUGUACUCUACUCGGUCCAAGCUGGUAAAAUGAAUCAUCCUUGCUUGAUAAUUGCCCCCCUUUCUGUGCUUCAAAACUGGAAAUCUGAAUUUGAGAGAUGGGCACCAUCAGUAAAGUUAAACAUUUAUACUGGAGAUAAGGAAGCAAGGGAAAAGAAAAGGAAUUCUAUUCAAGAUGCUCUAAAUGACAAGCCAUCAACAUGGAAAAACAAAAAGAUACCAUUUGAUGUUCUGAUCACUUCGUAUGAGCUCUGUUUGAAAGAUUCCAGCUUUUUGCAAAGGUUUAAAUGGAGCCUACUUGUUGUUGAUGAGGGCCAUAGAUUGAAAAACCACAAGUCAUUGUUAUAUCAAGAGCUAUUACAGUUCGACAUUAACUUCAAGCUGCUUCUAACUGGCACACCUGUUCAAAAUAAUCUGCGUGAGAUCUACUCGCUGCUGUCUUUCUUGAACCCGGAUGUAUUUCAUAUUGAAGACAGUGAAGAGUUUGUGAAAUAUUUCAGCGUCAUUGUUUCAGAGAAAACAGAUGACAUUAACGAAGAACUUCAUGCUCUACUCAAGCCAUUUCUUCUAAGAAGAGUUAAAAACGAGGUGAUGAAAGAGCUUCCAAAGAAAUCUGAAGUGAUUCUUUACAGUGGGAUUUCGUCAAUCCAAAAGAAAUUGUACAAGGCAAUAUUGACUAAAGACUAUGCUGCAUUUCGAUCAGAUGGCCCUAAGAAAACAAGUCUAAUGAACGUUCUUCUUCAACUUCGGAAAUGUUGCAGUCAUCCAUAUAUAUUUCCAGGUGUUGAGCCAGAACCAUUCGAGAUUGGCGAUCACCUCAUCGAAGCUAGUGGAAAAUUGAAGUUGCUAGACAAAUUGCUGGCUUUCCUCCACACCAGCGGUCAUCGAGUUUUGGUAUUUUCCCAGUUUACCAUGAUGCUUGACAUUGUUCAGGAUUAUUUAACAUAUAAAGGGUACACCUAUGAAAGGUUGGAUGGUUCAGUUAGAGGAGAGGAGCGCUAUCUUGCAAUCAACAACUUCAACGAAUCGGAUGAAACAUUUUUAUUUCUGUUAAGCACCAAAGCAGGUGGACAAGGGCUCAAUCUAAUGACAGCUGACACCGUUAUAUUUUUGGAUAAUGACUUCAAUCCCCAAAACGAUUUGCAAGCUGCCGCCAGGGCUCACCGUAUUGGUCAAACAAGACCAGUGAAGGUCAUCCGUCUAGUCUCCAAAAAUACAGUUGAAGAAAUAAUUCUGAAGAGGGCAACAGAGAAAUUGAAACUCACCGACGUAGUUAUAGAAGGAGGCCAGUUUUCGAAUCUUCAAAAUCUAAGUGACACACAAACCAAGCUCGCAGAUAUCCUGAAGUUCGGAUUGGAAAAUCUUAUGAACGACAACGAAAGCUCAAAUCUUGAUGAAGAUUUUAACAGCAUUCUUGGUGGCACGGUCAAUGGUGAAUGGCUACUGGAAGAGGUAAUGGAGCCGGAAGAUGCCAUAACUGAGGAAGAGGGCCAAGAAAAUAUGUAUAUGUUUGAGGGCCGUGAUUACUCUAAGGAAACCAGCGAAAAGGACAAGACAGCUUUUGAUAAUAUGAUCACUAGUGUAAUGGAAGAGGCUGAAAUUGGAGAAAGAUCAACGAGAAGAGAUAAGACUAUUCCUGAUAUUAGUGUCCUUCCACUUCCUAAAAGAAAAAGAAAAGAACUAACUGAUGAUGAAAAGGAAGAAAGAAGGCAGAAGAGAAUCGAAACCGCAGCAAAAAGAGCCAAAAAAGCAGAGGACGACGAAGUUCGCCGAGCAUUAGAAAAGAAGAAGAAAAGGGAGAAAUUCUGGCAAGAUAACAACUAUACAUCGAGCAACAUAGCUAUUGAUGAAGUGUCGAGUGAUGAAUCCGAAGCUGAUACAGAUAAUGACGCAGAAGAUGAGGAUUCCUAUAAUCAAAUCCAGUAUGUUGUUGGUGAUGUCACUCAGCCUUUGAACUCUGAUGGCAAAAACGCCAUUAUAAUUCACUGUGUUGAUGAUUCUGGACGUUGGGGAUCAGGUGGGCUUUUCACUGCAUUAUCAAAACGAUCAAGCAACCCCAAAGAUCAGUAUGAGCUUUCAGGGAAAAUGAAAGAUCUAACCCUUGGAGAUGCACACCUGAUUUCAAUCGAUGAUCAGCUAUGCAGAGAUAGUGGACGUGACUGGGUUGCACUGAUUGUUUCACAGACGCGAGAUCGGAACAACCAGCUUUCACCCAUUAAGAUGAGUGCCUUGACGAUGGGACUGGAGCGGGUUCAGAAAGAAGCUUUAAGAACGAAAGCUACUCUCCACCUCCCUCGUAUCGGCUAUAACACACCAAAUUUCAACUGGUAUGGAACAGAGAGGCUGCUAAAGAAACUUUUCACUUCAAGAGGAAUUUCGACCUCUGUAUAUUACUUUCCACGAAAGAAUCGAUCCAGCUUACCCAUUGCAACGGCAACAACUGAGCCAUCUACAACAUCUACAGUGUCUAAAGAUGCCAGCAGUUCAGCUCUUCUUGACAUUUUCACUGGAAAAUCGUUUUAUUUCCACGAACUACCAGAAAAGGAAGUCUCGAGAAUGUCCAGAUACAUCAUUGCAUAUGAUGGAAAUAUUGAUGGCUUUAUUACGGAGGAAACAACUUUUGUUGUUGUAUCAGAACCUGAAGAUUUGGAAAGCUGCACGAUGGUAUCUUCAGCGACAAAGAUCGUCACCCUGGAGUGGCUAGAGAGGUGCAUUUCUGAAGGGAGGCUAAUCGAUAGUUAAAAUUGGCUUAUUGUGCGGCUUUAGUUGCUCUGUGAUGAAAGUUUUAUUUUGCUGGUGUAAGGUGAAUGAUGAACCCUUCUGAAUUGAAUGCUUUGGUUUCAUCAUAUGCGGAUUGGAAUCGAUCAGUUUGAGAGACAUUCCCGGUGACAGACUAAUUACUACCAAAUUCUUUGCAAAGUUACCAAUAUUAUCUAAUAUAUGAUGCCAUUUGAGCCAGAAAAUGCGAAUGCUCCUCCAAGACAUUUCUUGAAAUAUUCACACCUGUUGAACUCAAGGCGAAAAAUAGGCAUAGUAAGCUACUCUUAUUGAUUCUCCAAACAGACAUGGAUGUGGUGGAAAAAAGUGACAAGAAUUUUAGAAUUUCGUAGCUUCGUUCUUGCAGCGUAUGUAUGAAUUUAUGGUCAAUGAAGCAAAAUUUAAACAAUAUUACAAUUUGAUUUAGAGUUACAGUACUUCUUAUCCACGCAAACAUUUCGACUUUUGUAGAUUCGAUGAAAUCAACAAAUAAUUUCAUGGCUACACGUCUGUACUUUGUGAUGAUAUUUUUAUGAAAUUAAGGCUUCCUAGUUUCCAUUUAUUACUUUAAAGUGCUACGCCUUUUCUCUGAGAGUGUUGUU
Rhopilema esculentum is the source of this 3684-nucleotide messenger RNA. RefSeq names its product ATP-dependent chromatin remodeler CHD1L. Gene Ontology annotation, molecular function: ATP binding; DNA helicase activity. Gene Ontology annotation, biological process: chromatin remodeling; DNA repair. The record is from RefSeq and is a predicted model, not a curated record. NCBI's taxonomy places the organism in Eukaryota, Metazoa, Cnidaria, Scyphozoa, Rhizostomeae, Rhizostomatidae.